AUGAAGCUUGACAGCAUUCUCCAAACUCUCUGGGUCCUUCCCACGUUUAUUACAUUUGCCAACUCUCAUUCAUGGGUGGAACAGCUCACGGUGAUCGCGGCAAAUGGAACGUUUAUCGGCACCCCAGGGUAUGCCCGAGGCAAUUAUCUUCGGAUGGCCGCAGGAUUCAAUGAUUCGACCAUGACAUAUUUGAUCCCGCCCGAUGGUCGGCAGAACGUGACACUCGUCCUUCCUACCGACAGGAUUUGCAAGAGCACCCAGCAGACCCAGACUCAGACCGACGGUAGCCCUCGACUGCAAGCCAGCGCUGGCGCGGCGAUUGCACUCCGCUACCAAGAGAACGGCCAUGUCACUCUUCCUUGGAACCAGCCCGGAAAGUCCAAGAACCGGGGCACCGUGUACAUCUACGGAACUACGGAGCCCAAGCAAGGAGAAACGCUCCUCGACGUGCACGGGGCUUGGAACGCGGAUGGCACAGGAGGCGAUAAACGAGGCGUGCUCCUGUCUACGCAGAACUUCGACGACGGCCGCUGUUACCAGAUCAACACUGGAAAUAUCUCCGAGUCUCGCCAGGAGACAUACCCACACCAGGCCAACAAGCUGAUGGGAGCAGAUCUCUGGUGUCAACAGGAUGUUCAGCUGCCGUCCACUGCCCCAUCGGGAAAAUUGUACACGCUCUACUGGGUGUGGGACUGGCCCACCCUCCCAGGUGUCGAUCCAACAUACCCACAUGGCAAGAAGGAGAUCUACACCACCUGUAUGGACAUCGACGUUACUGGUACAUCCAAUACCCAUGCACAGGAGCAGGACGACUAUGUCACUGGCCAGGAUCUCAACAGCGCUGCCGUCCCGUCGGAGUUUGCCGAUCUGAAUAAUGAAGGGUCUGCCAAGCCGACCGAGUCAUCAUCAUCAGUAGAGUCGGCUGCAACUGCUACAACCGCUAGAACCGUGUGGCAGACAUUCACUUCCACUAUUCCCACGGUCACCGAGACUGCUUGGCGGACCAUGGAAAAGACCGUGACCAUUAGAGACUGUCAACCGACAGGAAAUGCCAACUGGGGCGAGUAG
Messenger RNA from Penicillium cinerascens, 1068 nucleotides. RefSeq lists its product as uncharacterized. The coding region runs from base 1 to 1068 and encodes 355 amino acids. The transcript has a single exon. NCBI's taxonomy places the organism in Eukaryota, Fungi, Ascomycota, Eurotiomycetes, Eurotiales, Aspergillaceae. The record is from RefSeq and is a predicted model, not a curated record.